UUCUUCAUUUUUGACUGACGACAGUAAACAAAAUGAAACGUGUUGUAGUGACCGGGAUAGGACUAGUUACUCCACUGGGUUGCGGAGUUAAUUAUGUUUGGAAUGCAUUAUUAGCUGGGAAAUGUGGUGUUCGAAAACUUGAGAGCCCAGAGUAUGAUAAAAUUCCAUCUAAAGUAGCUGCUAGAGUACCUGGAUUCAACGCAAGUGAGUACGUCACUGCAGCCAGUGAAAUUCGCACCAUGUCGCCAGCUUCACUAUUUGCGUUAGCAGCCUCUAUCGAAGCAGUUAAAGAUACUGGCAUCGUAGAUUUUUCUGCUAUUCGAAAGAGAACAGGUGUUGCCGUAGGUAUGGGGAUGUCUGAUUUAGAAUACAUAAUUGAAACUGCCAACAUUCUCAAGAACAAAGGCCCAUCCAAAAUUAGCCCUUACUUUGUCCCCCGAAUAUUAACCAACAUGGCUGCAGGCAUAAUAAGCAUCAAGCAUGGGUUUCACGGCCCCAACCAUUCAGUUUCCACAGCAUGUGCUACUGGUGCUCAUUCUAUAGGAGAUGCCACAAAUUUUAUCCGCCACGGAGGUGCUACUGCAAUGGUUUGCGGAGGGACAGAAUCGUGUAUUUCGCCGCUGAGCAUGGCAGGUUUCUCUCGUCUACGAGCUUUAUCCACCAAACAUAACGACAGUCCCGAAAAAGCAUCUAGACCGUUCGAUACGCAACGAGAUGGAUUUGUUAUGGGGGAGGGAGCAGGUAUUCUGUUUUUGGAAGAAUUGGAUUCCGCGUUAUCGAGGAAAGCCAAGAUUUAUGCAGAAAUCUUGGGUUACGGCACCUCCGGAGAUGCUUCACACUUGACGGCACCUUCAGAAGAGGGUACCGGUGCCAUUCAAGCAAUGCAAAAUGCUUUGGAUGACGCAAGGUUGUCCGCUGAACAAGUUGGCUACGUCAACGCUCACGCAACCUCGACACCUUUGGGCGAUGCGAUUGAAGUACGUGCCAUAAACAAAGUAUUCUCGUUGUCCAGCCAAAAGCAGCCGUGGGUUAGCUCGAUGAAAGGUUCACUCGGCCACGGGCAAGGAGCAGCCGGAGCCAUCGAAACAAUUUUGGCCAUCUUGUCCAUCCAUCAUUCAACAUUACCUCCAAACAUCAAUCUCGAAACUCCUGAUCCAUCCAUGGUGGAUUUAGUUAGAUUCACACCGAGCCAUCCAUUACCGUGGUCGUUGGAAAGUGGCCAAAACCGUCGGAUUCUACUUAAAAACUCUUUUGGUUUUGGUGGAACUAACGCUAGUCUGUGCAUAGCUUCCUUUUCGCCUUAAUUAGAAUUUCGUUAUUGUAAUAAAAACAAAUAAUUAAACAAAAAAAGUGUUGAUGUGCAACAA
This is a messenger RNA of Daphnia pulex (common water flea), 1367 nucleotides long. RefSeq names its product 3-oxoacyl-[acyl-carrier-protein] synthase, mitochondrial-like. Gene Ontology annotation, biological process: fatty acid biosynthetic process. The record is from RefSeq and is a predicted model, not a curated record. NCBI's taxonomy places the organism in Eukaryota, Metazoa, Arthropoda, Branchiopoda, Diplostraca, Daphniidae. Gene Ontology annotation, molecular function: 3-oxoacyl-[acyl-carrier-protein] synthase activity. The transcript is spliced from 4 exons. Bases 33 to 1304 code for a protein of 423 amino acids.